Molecule: messenger RNA, 2199 nt
Organism: Salmo salar (Atlantic salmon)
Lineage: Eukaryota; Metazoa; Chordata; Actinopteri; Salmoniformes; Salmonidae
Source: RefSeq, a predicted model, not a curated record
AUGGGACUAGAGGACCAGGAAGGCAGGGGACCAGAGGACCAGGAAGGCAGGGGACUAGAGGACCAGGAAGGCAGGGGACUAGAGGACCAGGAAGGCAGGGGACCAGAGGACCAGGAAGGCAGGGGACUAGAGGACCAGGAAGGCAGGGGACUAGAGGACCAGGAAGGCAGGGGACUAGAGGACCAGGAAGGCAGGGGACUAGAGGACCAGGAAGGCAGGGGACUAGAGGACCAGGAAGGCAGGGGACCAGAGGACCAGGAAGGCAGGGGACUAGAGGACCAGGAAGGCAGGGGACCAGAGGACCAGGAAGGCAGGGGACCAGAGGACCAGGAAGGCAGGGGACUAGAGGACCAGGAAGGCAGGGGACUAGAGGACCAGGAAGAGGACCAGGAAGGCAGGGGACUAGAGGACCAGGAAGGCAGGGGACCAGAGGACCAGGAAGGCAGGGGACUAGAGGACCAGGAAGGCAGGGGACUAGAGGACCAGGAAGGCAGGGGACUAGAGGACCAGGAAGGCAGGGGACCAGAGGACCAGGAAGGCAGGGGACUAGAGGACCAGGAAGGCAGGGGACCAGAGGACCAGGAAGGCAGGGGACCAGAGGACCAGGAAGGCAGGGGACUAGAGGACCAGGAAGGCAGGGGACUAGAGGACCAGGAAGGCAGGGGACUAGAGGACCAGGAAGGCAGGGGACUAGAGGACCAGGAAGGCAGGGGACUAGAGGACCAGGAAGGCAGGGGACUAGAGGACCAGGAAGGCAGGGGACUAGAGGACCAGGAAGGCAGGGGAAUAGAGGACCAGGAAGGCAGGGGACCAGAGGACCAGGAAGGCAGGGGACCAGAGGACCAGGAAGGCAGGGGACCAGAGGACCAGGAAGGCAGGGGACCAGAGGACCAGGAAGGCAGGGGACCAGAGGACCAGGAAGGCAGGGGACCAGAGGACCAGGAAGGCAGGGGACCAGAGGACCAGGAAGGCACGGGACUAGAAGACCAGGAAGGCAGGGGACUAGAGGACCAGGAAGGCAGGGGACCAGAGGACCAGGAAGGCAGGGGACUAGAGGACCAGGAAGGCAGGGGACUAGAGGACCAGGAAGGCAGGGGACUAGAGGACCAGGAAGGCAGGGGACUAGAGGACCAGGAAGGCAGGGGACUAGAGGACCAGGAAGGCAGGGGACCAGAGGACCAGGAAGGCAGGGGACCAGAGGACCAGGGAAGGCAGGGGACCAGAGGACCAGGAAGGCAGGGGACCAGAGGACCAGGAAGGCAGGGGACCAGAGGACCAGGAAGGCAGGGGACUAGAGGACCAGGAAGGCAGGGGACUAGAGGACCAGGAAGGCAGGGGACUAGAGGACCAGGCAGGGGACCAGAGGACCAGGAAGGCAGGGGACUAGAGGACCAGGACGGCAUGGGACCAGGAAGGCAGGGGACUAGAGGACCAGGAAGGCUGGGGACCAGAGGACCAGGCAGGCAGGGGACCAGAGGACCAGGAAUGCAGGGGACUAGAGGACCAGGAAGGCAGGGGACUAGAGGGCCAGGCAGGGGACCAGAGGACCAGGAAGGCAGGGGACUAGAGGACCAGGAAGGCAGGGGACUAGAGGACCAGGAAGGCAGGGGACCAGAGGACCAGGAAGGCAGGGGACCAGGAAGGCAGGGGACUAGAGGACCAGGAAGGCAGGGGACCAGAGGACCAGGAAGGCAGGGGACCAGAGGACCAGGAAGGCAGGGGACCAGAGGACCAGGAAGGCAGGGGACCAGAGGACCAGGAAGGCAGGGGACCAGAGGACCAGGAAGGCAGGGGACUAGAGGACCAGGAAGGCAGGGGACUGGAGGACCAGGAAGGCAGGGGACUAGAGGACCAGGAAGGCAGGGGACUGGAGGACCAGGAAGGCAGGGGACUAGAGGACCAGGCAGGGGACCAGAGGACCAGGAAGGCAGGGGACCAGAGGACCAGGAAGGCAGGGGACUAGAGGACCAGGAAGGCAGGGGACUAGAGGACCAGGAAGGCAGGGGACUAGACGACCAGGAAGGCAGGGGACUAGACGACCAGGAAGGCAGGGGACUAGAGGACCAGGAAGGCAGGGGACCAGAGGACCAGGAAGGCAGGGGACUAGAGGACCAGGAAGGCAGGGGACUAGAGGACCAGGCAGGGGACCAGAGGACCAGGAAGGCAGGGGACCAGAGGACCAGGAAGGCAGGGGACUAG